UGUGAAUGUGCCUGUGCGUGUGCGUGUGUAUGUGUGUGUCUAAAACAGGUAAAUGAGGAAGUAACACGUCGCUCCCGUGUGAUGUUGCUCAUCGCGUCACGGGAAGUCAGUGUAAACCCGGAAGAAAAGAUGGCGACCGCCUACGAGAGGUUUAAGCUGCACGCCGCGCCUGACAAGUUCUACAUCGAGGCCUGCGAUGAAGGCGCUAAAGACGUGCUCGUCAUCGACAGGGUUUCCAUGGAGAUGACUCUCACGGGAGUGAUAAACAUCCCGCCGUCAUCAGCCACCAGACACAUCUACGGCAUCAUGGGAACUAUCCGCCUCGUGGCUGGGACGUACCUCGUCGUCAUCUCCAAGAAGAAGAAAGUAGGCGACCUGUUUGGCCACGCGGUGUGGAAGGCCAUGGAGUUCGACCUCAUACCCUACAAGAAGACCACGUUACACCUCACAGAAACCCAGAUGCAGGACAACAAGAUGUUCCUGUCCAUGAUCAGCAACGUUCUGAACACGGACGGCUUCUACUUCUGCACCGACUACGACCUGACACACACACAGCAGCGCCUCGCCAACACCAGCCCUGACUUCCAGGAGAUGAGCCUGCUCGAGAGAGCUGAUCAGAGGUUUGUGUGGAACGGAAACCUGUUGAGAGACUUCACUGCACAGCCUGAGCUCCACAAGUUCACUUUUCCUGUCAUCCACGGCUUUAUUGUCAUGAAGCCGUGCUGCAUUAACGGCAAGAUAUUCGAAUGGAUCCUCAUCUCCAGGAGGAGCUGCUUCCGAGCCGGUGUGCGCUACUACGUCCGAGGGAUCGACUCGGAAGGACACGCCGCUAACUUUGUCGAAACGGAACAGAUAGUGCAGUAUAAUAACAGCAGAGCCUCCUUCGUGCAGACUCGAGGCUCCAUGCCUUUCUUCUGGUCUCAGAGACCCAACCUGAAGUACAAGCCCAAGCCGCAGAUCAGCAGCAGCACCAAUCACCUCGAUGGAUUUCAGAGACAUUUUGACUCCCAGGUCCUCAUUUAUGGGAAGCAAGUGAUUUUGAAUUUGGUCAAUCAGAAGGGUUCAGAGCUGCCUCUCGAGCAGGCGUUUGCCAAAUUGGCAAAUAACAUGGAUAAUGGGAGCAUCAAGUACAUAGCCUUUGAUUUCCAUAAGGAGUGCAGUAAGAUGAGGUGGUAUCGCCUGCAGAUCUUGGUGGACGCCGUGGCUGAGAUGCAGGACGAAUUUGGGUACUUCAUGCUGAACUCGGACAGGAAGGUGGUGGUGGAGCAGAGUGGAACAUUCCGCAGUAACUGCAUGGACUGUCUGGAUCGUACCAACGUGAUUCAGAGUCUUCUGGCUCGCCGUUCUCUACAGAGCCAGCUUCAGAGGAUGGGAGUCCUUCACGCCGGCCAGAAGAUUGAAGAGCAAGCUGAUUUUGAGAAGAUCUACAAGAACGCCUGGGCUGACAACGCUAACGCAUGUGCUAAACAGUACGCAGGAACCGGAGCACUAAAGACCGACUUCACCAGGACCGGGAAAAGGACUCACUGGGGUUUGCUGAUGGACGGCUGGAAUUCCAUGAUCCGUUAUUACAAAAACAACUUCUCAGACGGCUUCAGACAAGACUCCAUCGAUCUCUUCCUUGGCAACUAUUCAGUAGAUGAAUCGGAGAGUCUGACACCACUUCAAAUGCAGAAAGGCUGGAAAUUCCUCACGUUACCGGUCAUCUUGCUGGUGGCCUUCUCCAUGUGCAUCCUGUGCCUGUUUAUGGCUGGUGACACAUGGACAGAGACGCUCGCCUACGUGGUGUUCUGGGGCACAGCCUGCGCUCUCACCGCUGCAGUCAUCCUCUUUAACGGGAAGGAAUUUGUUGACGCUCCCAAGCUGGUCCAGAAAGAGAAGAUGGACUGAACGUAGCUCUCCUUUUCUUCCGCUCUGUCGUCUUCUUCCUCCUCUUCCUCUUUCUGCAGUCUGUACUGAUCUGCUCUUGUCCUGUAUGUGCAGUCUGCCUCUUUUAUUACAGACGUAACCUCAUAAACCCACUUGGAACAGGGUCCAAUGAUAUAAUCAUUCAACACUAAAAACAAAUCAAGGGAAAAAAAAAAAAAAAAAGAGUCCGUUGACGUCAGUUACGAAGAAUAAAUACUAGUUUGUAAAAAAAAUAUAUCUAGAUAUUUACAGACUGUGUUACUAUUGAAACUAAGUCACUAAAUGUAAAUUUAAACGAAAUCAAAUUUGAUCCAAAUUGUAGGUGAACUGAAUCUUUAAAGCAUUUUCAGUAAUAUUCAUCAUGUCCCAUAAGUCCAGCACCAUAACAGGAAUGAAUAAAUAAAUAAAUAAACAAAUACAUGCUCAAUAGGUCCAACAUGAUGAUGCGUUUUCUCAAACAGAUACAUCAAGGUCUGUAUCUGAAAAUAUAAACCUCUACACCAACCCUAUGAUGCUGAACUAAUGGGAGCCUUAAUAUCGAAGAACAACUCCAAAAAUAUCCACACAGUCUAUUAUUAUGAUAGAAAUCCAGUUCUGUAAGACCUUGUCGGACUCAGGCAGUUUACACAGCACAAAGUUCUUCAGUGGACCAGUUUGUUGUAUCUCACAGAUUUACUGAGCAAUAUCGUAGUUACCAAAGUUAUCUCGGUUCUUUUGCCAUUCUGCUGCCUAGACGUGUAAAGUCACCAGUCAUCGAGAACAAAGGUACCGUAUGUUGUCGUCUAGAUCGACGUUGUUAAGGAUACAGCACUUUAGCCACUUUAUUCAGAACAUCUGGAACCGCUGUUCAUUCAGGCUUCAUAUAGUUAUUCGGUCAUGUUCUUGACUUCUCAAGGUUUUAUCAAGCUUGAGUUGCUUUUCUGACUAUUUGAGUUAGCGUAACCUUCCUGUCAGCUCAGGCCAGUCCGUCCGUUCACCUCUGAACGCCUCUCAUCGCUAAGAUUUUUUUCCUUUUUAUUUUUUCCAUGUUGUUUCGGGACCACCAUUUUUUUUUUUUUUUUUUUUUUUUUUUUUUUUCCAUGCUGCUGCCUCAUGAUUGGCUGAUUGCAGGAAUGAACAGGAUACUCGGAGUGUUCCCAAUAAAGUGGCCAGUGAGUGUAUGCUUUUACCUGUGAAAGUCUGUUCUUCUUCAAAAAAGAAGAAAAGUACCUUUCUAUCUGAAAGUAAAAGCCAUAACGCCGCUCUAUGACUGUACGUUCGCCGAAUAAAAGGGGUACUAAAGGUGUACCUUUCCUUGAAGCUGAAAAAAAGUCAUCCUUAUCUUUAUACCUUUUGGUACUGUGUGUCUUUCACCUGGAUAUAGUGUUAAUACGCACCUGUCCAUGGUACUGAAAUAGAUCUGCAACAGUACCCGGGUAGCACCAGAAAGAAAAGGUAUAGUUUAAUACCCCCUUUAUCAGCCCCGAGAGUGGAAAACUGGGCCGAUUUCUAUCUAACCACGUACAAUUAAUUCUCCACAAGACUCCGUACUUACACAUCUCUUGUUUUACCUCUUCCUCUUUUUUCCACUUCGAUUCUAGUUUUGCCUUUUUGUUCAGUGUCAUAAGGAAAAAGGCUAGAACUUCGAUGCAGAUGUUUAAUUAGUCGAGUAAGUUUGUCGGUUCUCUCAGCACUUUACUGAUGAUUUCCGUUCCUGGAAAACAACACUAAGAGGUUUAUGACACACGAGCACGUUCCCUCCUAACGGCUUCGAUACAGAAACGAGGGUGACGGUGAAAUUUUAUUACGUUACAGAAUUCCACUUCUUUUCUGCUUUUUUUUUCACUUCCUAUUUAAUCAUUUGGGGAAAUUUCUGUCUUGUCUUGAAAUGUUUUUUUUUUUCCUUAAGGGCACUGAAAAUGAAUGUGUGUUCUGUCUAGAUUGUUUAGGAUUAUCAAAUUUAUCUUGGCAUAAUUAAUGAACACACACACACACACACACACACACACACACUAGUACUUCAGAUUUAAAUUCAGUAAACGUAAACCUCACUCAUAUUCUCGGCUAGAAAACAGACGAUUACAAGUUUCAGCACAAAGCCAUGAGUAAUCCUGAUCAUUUGUUUGAGCUGCACUUUGUAAAUUGUACAUCGGUAUAAUAAAAGCAUCAGUUCUAAAUAGGACAUUGUUAUUAUGUACUGUACUGUACUGUAAUGUAUGGUUUACAAUUAGCAUCAAAUUGCCUAGAACAGAUCACACUCCUGAUCCGCAGCUAUGAUACAACAUUCUCGCCCAAAUGAUCCAGAAUGUAGUAUAAUACGAUCGUUGUAUUUUUUUUGGACUGUUCUGAAAAAAUUUACUCUUGCUUCAUUCCAAGAGGUCACAUACGCCUCACUUGUUAACUUUGUAAUAAAAUGUCUGAUUGAUGUGUGUGAGUGCAGAGACAGUCAGUGUCACGAUUCACACAUGCACCUUCCCACCGAUCACACAAGUGAUAUUCUGGAUUAAAUAUGUGUCCAGAGUCAUGCAUGGUCUUUUAAUCAUAGGGUGUUAGGAGCAUGGGGUUUAUUAGGAACACCGAUACGCCUGCUCGGUCAUAAGCUCAUGUAGCCUGCACCUACUGUAGCCUCUGAUUCCUGCACAUCCUGACGGGAGUGUUGUAACUCAUCCACCUCGAGGUUUAAAUAACAAAUGUAGGGGUUUUGUAGCAGGGUGUAAAUACUUAUACAAUUGGAAGUUUUACAUUUUUAAUUUGUAAAUCAGUUUGCAAACAAUAAUGAUUUCAUCCACUAAAAUAUUACAAGAUUUUUUUUUUGGCUAUAAAAAAAACGGGAUAUUUUCCCUGUCCAGAUUAUGUGCCUGCUGUAGCCGGCUGUUCUUUCUGACAGAAGUGGAACCCAAUUCUGCACGUCAAGGUUUGCUGUAGAUCCUGAGUUCCUUUUCUGCUCACCACGGAUGUAAACUGUGGUUAUUUGAGUUACCGUAGCCUUCCUGACAGCUCUGACCAGUUUGGCUGUUCUCCUCUGAGCUCUGUCAUCAACAGGAUGUUCCUGUUGCACAUAUGAUGCUCACUGGAUGUUUUUUGUUUUUCUGUGUUAACUCAAAAUCAGGGGGACACGGUGGCUUAGUGGUUAGCACAUUUGCCUCACACCUCCAGGGUUGGGGGUUUGAUUCCCGCCUCGCCUUGUGUGGGUGGAGUUUGCAUGUUCUCCCCGUGCCUCGGGGGUUUCCUCCGGGUACUCCGGUUUCCUCCCCCGGUCCAAAGACAUGCAUGGUAGGUUGAUUGGCAUCUCUGGAAAAUUGUCCGUAGUGUGUGAGUGCGUGAGUGAAUGAGUGUGUGUGUGUGCCCUGCGAUGGGUUGGCACUCCGUCCAGGGUGUAUCCUGCCUUGAUGCCCGAUUACACCUGAGAUAGGCACAGGCUCCCCGUGACCCGAGGUAGUUCGGAUAAGCGGUAGAAAAUGAAUGAACGAAUGAACUCAAAAUCAGAGAAGAUGAAACGUUCCUCAAAUCAGCCCAUUUGGCACCGACAAACAUUCAGUGGUCAAAUUUACUGAUCAUUUAUGUGUAUUAUUAACUGAAGCUCCCGAGCCGUAUCCGCACGAGUUUAUUUAUGGUGCAGGCUGCAACCUGAUUGGCUGAAGGGAUAAUUGCAUGAAUGAACGUAUGUGUAGUUGAUCCUAAUAAAGUGCUCAGUGAAAUGUAUGGUUUAUAUACAGAAUAACACACUUAGAGGCAUGUGCCUGUAGAAAAAUAAUGAAAUAAUGGUGUUGCCUAUUUUCACAUUGGAUACAGGAUUUUUUUUUCAGCACAUCUUAGUGUUUUAUUCCUUUUACUCCACAGCAAUUGAGGUUUUGUUCAUUAUUUAUUAACGACUGCUGAUGAAUGCAGUUAUAAUUACUUUGUACUAAAAAACUGUGCAAGAUUUCCCUCCAAAUGUUUCAGCUUUUCGACUUGCACAAACAAGCUGCUGUUACAAUGAAAUAUAGACCCAGAUACUGCACAGAGGGUCCAUCUGUAAUCAAUUACCAUCGACGUCAAACCUAACGGAGUGUAUGUACAUUAUAUCAAUAUUAAAACAAAUAAGCAUUA
Messenger RNA from Tachysurus vachellii, 5976 nucleotides. RefSeq names its product SAC1 like phosphatidylinositide phosphatase a (gene sacm1la). Gene Ontology annotation, cellular component: endoplasmic reticulum. NCBI's taxonomy places the organism in Eukaryota, Metazoa, Chordata, Actinopteri, Siluriformes, Bagridae. The transcript has 20 exons. The record is from RefSeq and is a predicted model, not a curated record. Bases 82 to 1890 code for a protein of 602 amino acids. Gene Ontology annotation, biological process: phosphatidylinositol dephosphorylation. Gene Ontology annotation, molecular function: phosphatidylinositol-4-phosphate phosphatase activity.